Ectocarpus sp. CCAP 1310/34 is the source of this 852-nucleotide messenger RNA. The record is from the annotation of a GenBank genome assembly. Lineage: Eukaryota; Phaeophyceae; Ectocarpales; Ectocarpaceae.
AUGCACCCCCCCCGCCAGGGGCGCAAGCUCAACAGGAGGGACAUCGGACGUAUCCUCCAGCAGGAGACGGAAGACCGCGAUCUUGACGCUCUCGCCGUCCUCAUCAAGGCCGGCUCUAGGGGCUACACAGGCAAGAAGGUCGACGACGGGAGGGACGCCCUCGCGUGGGGUUCGAACCCUGCCGAGGCUGUACUCGAGCAACAGACAGCCCUCCUGGAGGACAUCAACUGCGCCAAGGUCGCCGAGGCAUGUCCCGAAGUUUCCACUUCGCGUCUCGUGAAGAGGAAGUGGUUCGACCCUCGCGGAGGCUGUGCGAUCGCGUCCUGUAUUCACCUGGAGACCGGCGACGCCGGAGGAGGAGGAGCGCCAGACACAGCGAGCACUGUGGCUGAGGCUGAGGGGAGCGACGAAGGCGGGAGCGCCCGAAGCAUCAGCCAAGGUUAGAUGAGAGAUACUUUCUAGGGCGCUGUAGGAAAAUCGUACGUCGUUGUCGAAAUGACUCGUCGUUGUCGAAAUGACUCCGAGUCAUUUCGACAACGACGUACGAUUUUCCUACAGCGCCCAAGAAAGUAUCUCUCCUCUAACCUUGGCUGAUGCUUCGGGUGCUCCCGUGUUCUCUUCGUCGCUCCCAUUUUCAUGGAGCAUAGGCAGGGACGAGGAAGAAAAAAGAUUGGUUCUUCUCUGUACAAGUACCCGUGACCCAUGUAUGGAAGCGCUCCGACCGAAGCCGUUGCCCAACACGACCUGACGCCAAGGUCGAGAGUACCGAAAGGAGUGCGAGGACACUGCAGUCAAAUGCAUGCGUUGAUUUGUAACGUCUGUGUAUGUACAGGCAUUUAGCCACAACUCGCG